Molecule: messenger RNA, 1083 nt
Organism: Diplodia corticola
Lineage: Eukaryota; Fungi; Ascomycota; Dothideomycetes; Botryosphaeriales; Botryosphaeriaceae
Product: dna repair family protein
Exons: 1
Coding region: 1-1083 (360 amino acids)
Biological process (GO): DNA repair
Source: RefSeq, a predicted model, not a curated record
AUGUCGAAGAAAAGGACCCUGGACAGCUUCUUCAAGCCCUUGUCGCAGCACCACGUCGCACCCCCGCCGCUCACUGGCCAGCCGUGCCCGCCAACAAACACCACCAAGAAACAACGCGCCAACCUUGCCAUCGCCAGCCCGGACGAGCCGCCGUCGUGCCAUCCAACGUACCCUCUUCCAAUUCCCCGCCUGCCCGCCUCCAUCCUCUCCGCUCUUGGCGCGUCCCCCUCCGCCCUGGCCAACCCCAACAUCACCUGCCCCGCCUCCAUCGGCCGCCCCAUCAGUGACCAACCGCACCUGGACCUUGUGUACUAUGACCCUUUCCUGCCCCGUUCUGCCGCCAAUGCUCUCUUUGCAUUUCUGCGCACCUCCCUCCCCUUCUACCGCGUCCGCUAUCGCAUCCAACGGGGCGGCGUCGACGCGCAGAUCAACACGCCGCGGUACACGACCGUCUUCGGCGUCGACGAGUCCUCCCGCUUCGAGGCCCCCUCCGGCCUCGUGGUCGAACGGGACUCGGGCAAGCCGGUGGCGAGAGACCGGUAUGGAUGCCGGCCCCGGCCGAUGCCCGAUUGUCUGGAUAGGCUGAGGGCGGCCGUGGAGAGGGAGACUGGUGAGACUUUCAACUUCUGUCUGGUGAAUUACUACGCGAGCGGGGAUGACAGCAUCUCGUAUCAUAGCGACGACGAGAGGUUCCUAGGGAAAGACCCGGCCAUUGCCUCGUUGUCGCUGGGCGCUACAAGGGAUUUCUGCAUGAAGAGGAAGCCGCCGCCGAAGGGAAAGGUCGAGGAAAGCAAUGACAAGAGCGGGAAAGUGGCAGAGAAGCCGUUGAAGCUGCCGAUCGGCAGCGGGGACAUGGUCCUCAUGCGUGGAAGCACUCAGGCGAAUUGGUUGCACAGCGUACCGAAGAGGAAAGGGGGGGAGAGUGGGAAGGGAAGAAUCAACAUUACGUUCAGAAAAGCGAUGGUGAGAGGGGGGACCGAGAACUAUUACCAGUACAAUGUCGGAGAUGGACCGGUGUACAGGUGGGAUGAGGCGAGGGGGGAAAUGGCGGUUUGGGAGCCGGCCAAGAAGUCGGGAUUUUGA